Molecule: messenger RNA, 1042 nt
Organism: Zea mays
Lineage: Eukaryota; Viridiplantae; Streptophyta; Magnoliopsida; Poales; Poaceae
Product: OB-fold nucleic acid binding domain containing protein
Exons: 2
Coding region: 276-770 (164 amino acids)
Source: RefSeq, marked validated
CUAACCGUUUGGACCCAGCCAGCUCAUGAGCUCACAUGCCUAGGCGUGAGGCGUAUCGUCUUCGACCCUUCGCCUUCCUCGUCCCUUUCUCUCUCCCAGAUUCUGACUCCGUCGGGCUCCCCCGUGUCUGUGUCUUGGUAAACAUCGGUCUCUCCCCAUCCCACCUGGCAGUUGCCAUCUCGCAAAGUCGCAAUAACUUGUCUUCUCGAAUCGGCUGCAACCCCACCCCAGACCCCACCGCCGCCGCCGCUAGGGUUUUGGGGUGAGGAUCGCCGAUGUCGACGGCUCCCAGGCGUCCCUUCCGAGGCCGCGGCGCCAUGCCCUCGGGCACCGGCUACGUCCGCCGCGGCCCCGCCCCAGGCUCCGCCGACGCCGCCAAGCCCCUGCGCAAGCCCGUCUUCACCACCGUCGACCAGCUUCGCCCCCAGACACACGGUCACACUCUCACAGCCCGCGUCAUUGCCGUCCGCACCGUCCUCGACAAGCCCUCCACGCACCUCGGCCGCACCCGCGUCGCCGAGUGCCUCGUCGGAGACAGCACCGGCACCGUCCUCGUCACCGCCCGCAACGAACAGGUUGACCUUUUGAAGCCAGAUACAACAGUGAUCUUCCGCAAUGCCAAGAUUGAUAUGUUCAAGGGCACCAUGAGACUGGCGGUGGACAAGUGGGGCCGGAUUGAGGUGACUGAUUCUUCUGUUUUCAAGGUGAAUGAAGACAACAACAUGUCACUGGUGGAGUACGAGCUGGUGGAUGUGGAUGAAGAGGAGUGAGCUGAAGCGAUAUUGCAUUGCCAUCUGUUGGGCCAAGUCGUGCUGCGGAUAUGUAUUUCCAGCUAAAGGAGGGCGGUAGCGUUUAGGCUUCUAUCUAGUUAUUUAUUAUUAUUAUUAUCCUGGAAGGCUGGCGAUUGGGACGGUUAGUUUUAAGACCAUCCUAAAGAAGCACGUCAAAUUAUGUACAUCAGCAUUAGGUGUUCUGUCUGACUGAUGCUUUCUGUUCCGCGACGCCGAAGUCUAUCCUAAUGCUACUACUUUUUUCCCUCUCA